AUGAUUCCUCUCGCCAGGCACUCUGUUCUGCGGGCAGCCCGCUCCCAGCUCCAGCCCACCCGCACGCUGAGCCAGUCUUCGGCGCUCGCCCGUCUUCUCUCAACUCUCGCCGUUCUUGAGCAGCGCAAUGGCAAGCUGGAAUCUUCCUCUUUGUCUGCAAUUGCGGCUGCACAGAAGCUUGGUGGCUCAGUAACGGGUUUCCUUGCUGGCUCCGGCGUGAAGGGAACCUCGGCUGCCGAAGCUGCCAAGAUCAAGGGCAUCGAGAAAGUGCUGGCCGUGGAGAAUGACGCAUACGAAAAGGGCCUCCCCGAAAACUAUGCCCCUCUUCUAGUUGAGAACAUCAAGAAGGGCGAAUUCACCCACAUCGUUGCGGGCCACUCUGCCUUCGGCAAGAGCCUGCUGCCCCGUGUGGCCGCUCUCUUGGACGUGCAGCAAAUCUCCGACAUCACCGGCAUUGAGAGCGAGGACACUUUCGUGCGCCCCAUCUACGCCGGCAACGCCAUUCUUACCGUCCAAUCAACCGACAACAUCAAGGUGAUCACCGUGCGAGGCACUGCCUUCCAAGGCGUCGAGACCGAGGGCGGCUCCGCCGAGAUCGUCGACGGCGUGGACCCCAAUGUCCCUGCGACAACCGAGUGGGUGUCUGAAGAGCUGGCCAAGUCCGAGCGCCCGGAUCUUGCGACCGCUACCCGGGUCGUGUCUGGAGGCCGUGGCCUGAAGUCCAAGGAAGAGUUCGACCGCAUCAUGCUUCCGCUGGCGGACUCCCUCGGUGCUGCCAUUGGUGCCUCGCGUGCUGCUGUUGACAGUGGUUUCGCUGAUAACAGUCUGCAGGUUGGUCAGACCGGUAAGAACGUCGCUCCUCAGCUCUACCUCUGCGCCGGUAUCUCGGGUGCCAUCCAGCACUUGGCCGGUAUGAAGGACAGCAAGGUUAUUGCUGCCAUCAACAAGGAUCCUGAGGCUCCUAUCUUCCAGGUUGCUGAUGUUGGCCUCGUCGGUGACUUGUUUGACAAAGUGCCUGAGUUGACUGAGAAGUUGAAGAGCGCAUGA
Penicillium soppii is the source of this 1047-nucleotide messenger RNA. RefSeq names its product electron transfer flavoprotein subunit alpha/FixB family protein. The coding region runs from base 1 to 1047 and encodes 348 amino acids. Lineage: Eukaryota; Fungi; Ascomycota; Eurotiomycetes; Eurotiales; Aspergillaceae. The transcript is spliced from 3 exons. Gene Ontology annotation, cellular component: mitochondrion. The record is from RefSeq and is a predicted model, not a curated record. Gene Ontology annotation, molecular function: electron transfer activity; flavin adenine dinucleotide binding.